AUGACGAGGACUGGAACCUCUUCCUCCAAGGCGUGGGAGUCCAACAGCAUCGCUAUUCCUGAGGAUGGCAACAGAGUGGACUCGACCGCCGCCCAAGACUCAGGAAGGCCAAGAGGGCGCAUUCGACGCUCCAUGACGGCCUGCAACACCUGUCGCAAGCUCAAGACUCGAUGCGACCUAGACCCGCGCGGCCAUGCGUGCCGUCGCUGUCUUUCACUGAGACUUGAGUGCGAACUUCCGGAGACCUCGGAUCGUUUUCAAGACAAUGCAUCAACCUGGUCAGACGCCAACGCUGCAAUCCCGUCAAUUGAGGAGCGUCUCGCUUCCCUCGAGCGUACAAUGGGGGAAAUGAUGCACAUGAUGAGACAGAUGGCGAAUCGGUCGCCCAGGGCGUCUGGCAGCCCAGUUUCCCAGGUGGCAGGAAGCAAUCACAUAGAUGAAUCCAGCUCGUGCGAUGGCGGGCCGACGUCUACUUUUACUCUCAAACCGGCUCAGUUGAUUCGAGAUCUGCAGGCCGAGUGCUUCGGGGAAAGAGACCAGUUCACUACCGACGCUGAUCUUCUAGGCGAUGUUGUCACCCAAGGCAUUUAUUUCGGUCCAUGGGUUUCAAUAAAUCUUGCAUCCAGCAUUCAACAGUCAAAUACUCUUCUCUUCAACACUGCAUGUCUCCUGGGUGCCCGCUACUUGCCUGGAAUGCCUCCACAUACCAUACGCGAUAUAUCGGUGCAAGUGCAGCAUGUCGUGGCCAAGGCUCUAUGGAAGUCUCCUCCUUUGACUAUUGAUACUAUUCAGGCUCUAAUGUUGCUCUGUCUUUACUCUAAUUCGGUUCAAAAAGAGCCACCCAUGGAUGGCUGGUUGCUGAGCGGGAUCUCAAUCAACCAUGCCCUUAUUUCUUUCGGUCUUUUUAAUGCUUCAGUGGAGACAGUCAUCGGUGAUGAUAUGUUUACCCAGUUGCGGCUAUGGAAUAUUCUCUGCUUGACUCAUUUAUAUUCCGCUAUUGGUAACGGGCGUUCCAUCAGCAUUCACCCACAAUAUCUUGACCAAUGCCCACGCAUCCUGGAGCAUCCCAGAGCUACAUCUGAGGACAGAAAAGUGCUCUACAGAAUCACCCUCAGGCUCCAGCGCAACCAACAGCGCUUGCUGCUGGCAGAUUCCGAAUAUGAGGAGAUCGAGCGCUGGAAAAUGGAAUGGGCUCAUGUUUUCACAAAUGAAGAACAAUCAACCCUGGAACUCAGUCUCUGGUUCUGCCAGAUGCUCCUUCACCGAACUGCUGCACGCCUCCAACCGGAGAUAGAUCGACUCGUGCCCGAGAUCUGCGGCAAUGCGCGGCUGAUUAUAUCAAAAUUUAUGCAAGUCCGCUUUCCUCUGGCCCUGGGUCUGAUCGACCAUGUCUAUUCCAUUGUUGCCUACGCCACCAUCACAUUGUGCGACUAUAACAUCUCCGAUCCACUCAUUGACCAAGUACGCGCGCUCCUGCUUCAUCUCGCUCCGAGUGGCGACCACAUCUCCUAUCGCAUUGCGUGCAUCAUCGCCCAAGUUCAGCGCCGCUACUCCGACGCAGCGGCAGACUCUACCUCCGUUGCCUCAGGAGAUGCUCUGAAGGAAGCAAUCUUCGCGACUCCGCAUCCUCCGCGCGGCGCCAAUAUGGAUUUAACGCAAUUGAUGCCAACCGCAGGGGUAAUGAAUACCCUAGUCGACGAGUAUGGGUGUAUGAACCAUUUGAUUCCGGGCUAUGCAGCACCGCAUCCACCAUUCUCUGGGCCCACUAUUUUUCAACAACAUCUUGCGCCUGUCACGGGUGGUGCGAUGCCUGUCAGCUUGGUGCCACGUGCCUUGCACGAUUGGUAA
Penicillium lagena is the source of this 1848-nucleotide messenger RNA. RefSeq lists its product as uncharacterized. NCBI's taxonomy places the organism in Eukaryota, Fungi, Ascomycota, Eurotiomycetes, Eurotiales, Aspergillaceae. Gene Ontology annotation, molecular function: transcription cis-regulatory region binding; DNA-binding transcription factor activity, RNA polymerase II-specific; zinc ion binding. Gene Ontology annotation, biological process: regulation of DNA-templated transcription. The transcript has 6 exons. Gene Ontology annotation, cellular component: nucleus. The record is from RefSeq and is a predicted model, not a curated record. Bases 1 to 1848 code for a protein of 615 amino acids.